Frieseomelitta varia is the source of this 1638-nucleotide messenger RNA. RefSeq names its product peptidyl-prolyl cis-trans isomerase. Gene Ontology annotation, biological process: protein peptidyl-prolyl isomerization; protein folding. Gene Ontology annotation, cellular component: intracellular membrane-bounded organelle. The coding region runs from base 136 to 765 and encodes 209 amino acids. The record is from RefSeq and is a predicted model, not a curated record. Gene Ontology annotation, molecular function: peptidyl-prolyl cis-trans isomerase activity. The transcript has 3 exons. Lineage: Eukaryota; Metazoa; Arthropoda; Insecta; Hymenoptera; Apidae.
AUCGCGGUUUUAUUACAUAAUAACUUCAUGAAAUACUAACUGAUUAUCUUUGGGAAACGAUAGAAACGGUAUUACUCAACAGAAAAGAGAGAUCUCGCCGUUUGAAAUUGAUUUUUCAAGUAACAGGCUUUGAACAUGGCGUUGAGAUCGAUCUGCCGGCUGUCAAUUGAUUCGACCUUCAGCCAUUCGAGCCAUUUGGGAGCCACCGCCCGACCAAGACGUUCAUUUUUCGCAGUGCUCGCACGAAGUUUUGCUGCCGUUGCAGAAAAGAUGGGUCUGCCGCGUGUUUUCUUCGACAUGUCUGCGGAUAAUAAGCCCGUGGGCCGCAUCGUAAUGGAAUUGAGAAGCGAUAUUGUGCCUAAAACUGCAGAGAAUUUCCGAGCACUUUGUACUGGUGAAAAAGGCUUUGGUUAUAAAGGAAGUAGUUUUCAUAGAGUGAUACCAAACUUCAUGUGCCAAGGAGGUGAUUUUACUAACCAUAAUGGUACUGGUGGAAAGUCCAUUUAUGGUACGAAAUUCGACGAUGAAAACUUCUCAUUGAAACAUACCGAACCUGGUAUUCUUUCCAUGGCAAAUGCUGGUCCAAAUACAAAUGGUAGUCAAUUCUUCAUCACUAGCGCUAAAACAAGUUGGCUUGAUGGCAAACAUGUUGUAUUUGGAAAAGUUGUUGAAGGAAUGGAUGUUGUUAGAAAAUUGGAGGGUAUGGGAUCUCAGAGUGGAAAGACUUCCAAAAAAAUUGUAAUAACUGAUUGUGGAGAAAUGUAGAUUGUUCAACUAGAUACUCUAAUGACUGCAUUUUUAUUUAGCUGUUGCAUAUAACUGUUGCUAUCUUUAAUGUAUAAUUCAUUCAUUUUAAUCAUUGUCAUUUUUCCUCAAUAUUGUAGAUUUAGUUUUCAUAUUUAAAAAAUUGUACUAAAUCUAUCUGAAUUUGGAAUUAGCAAAACAAUAGCAUUGUAUUGUAUUUUUUUAUUACAACUGAAAUUGGAAUAUGCAAUGAAAUAGAAUCUAUUAAAACAUGAUUUCUUCUUUUUUAUUUUUUUAUUAUAAAAAAAUUUUUCAAUUUUAUAUUCCUUAUUACCUGAAAUAAGCAACAUACUUUUCCUAUAUCAAAAUCGAAUAAUAAAAAAAAUGAAAAAAGAUUUAGAUCCACAUCUUUUCCAUGGAAUAUCGAUCCUUUAAUGGUAUUAAAUGGUAUAGCACAGUAAAACGUACGUAUAUGAACCGUGCGUCUCAUAAAAUAAUUUUUCUGUGUGUACUAUUUAUAUUUUAGUAUCUAAUAAGGAUAAAAUUCAUAAAUAUUUACCUACAUUUCUAAGGUCCAUAAUUAGUGAGUGUUACAUGAUUGCUGUACAAUGCAUUUAUCUGUGACGUUAAAAUAUUUUAACUUUUCUAUUGUGCUUUUAUACUUAGAUCCAAUCAAAAUGUUUCUGUUAUCUAGGGCAUUAUUCGUUUUUAUAUGUAUACACCAUUCCUUUUCUAAGCACAGAUUAAUAAUAGAGGUUUGAUUGUAAACUGUAAUACCAGAUAAUGCCUUUAGAUAAUUCCAUCUUAUUCUGAUGUAAUAUCAAUGUUGAAAAAUGUAGUUGCAACGGUCACAGUAAUUGGGAUUUCUAUAAAAUAAAAUUGUUUUCAGAAGUA